UUGUUUUCAGGUUUCUUACUAGGCGUAACGGCUCUUCUCUUUUUCUUCUUACACUACGGUAUCGCUGCCUUUAUACUACUCACGGCGAUCGUUGUUUCUCAGUGUUUCAUCCGAUUUGACGUAUAUUCAGCCACGUCAAGCUUAAUUCCAAUUGGAAUCUGUGUUGCCGAGCCCGUAUGCAUGAUAAUCACAUGGUACUUUUACACAAAUUUGUUUGUCUCAUGGUGGCUUCAGAUCAUAUUCGUCAUAACCAUGGUCAUCUUGUUUGGUUCAUUACUCAGAGUUGUGUUCAAGGAUCCCGGUGUCAUUCCUCGCAAUUACGAAACACACACUGAUUUUGUGGAAGCUGUUGAAAAUUGCGAACGUGUGAAUUACUGUUUUACUUGUUGGGUGGAUAAACCUCAAGGAGCAAAGCAUUGUAGUGUAUGUGAUCGAUGUGUGAAAGAUUUCGAUCAUCAUUGCCCAUGGCUACAUCAGUGCAUAACUUCCCGAAAUCUGCGAUUAUUUUUGGUUUUCGUUGCUUGUGUAGCCGUUUCAGCUGGGAUCUACACUUGUGCAUGUGUCCUGUUUAUUAUCAGCGAGUACCAUCGAAUGGACUUAGAUGGAGUGCUCAAACAUCACAGUUGGUUGUUGUUCACGUUGGUCGUCGCCUUUUUCCACAUGAUUAUGUUGUCCGCGCUAUUCUUCAACCAGUGUCUACAAAUAUCGGAAAAAGUGAUGACAAUCGAUCGAAUCCGAGGUCAUCCUCGUCGUCAUGCACGUUCACAUGCGUAUUCCCAUUCACACCAUUCGCAAUCGCAUUCGACAACAGAUGAGUCAAGUUCGUCCCGAUCAUUCAGGGAAGGUAUCACGAUGUCGACGCGAGUGCGUAACAUCCAAGAAUUCUGUUGCAAUUCACCCAACUGA
Messenger RNA from Cooperia oncophora, 906 nucleotides. The record is from the annotation of a GenBank genome assembly. NCBI's taxonomy places the organism in Eukaryota, Metazoa, Nematoda, Chromadorea, Rhabditida, Trichostrongylidae.